Molecule: messenger RNA, 1875 nt
Organism: Trypanosoma grayi
Lineage: Eukaryota; Euglenozoa; Kinetoplastea; Trypanosomatida; Trypanosomatidae
Exons: 1
Coding region: 1-1875 (624 amino acids)
Molecular function (GO): protein binding
Source: RefSeq, a predicted model, not a curated record
AUGGAAGAGAACACUAGCCGACACAUCCACAUCGACCCUUUUGAUGUUUCACGGGGUAAUGAACUCAACGUGGUUGAAUGCACACAUGACGAUGUCUUCGUGAGUGCCGAAGAGAAUGACGCAACGCAUACUCCGCGUGUUGGCAGUACCAACAUUGCACGGGAGCCGGUGGAUGCGGCUGCAGAGGAGCAACGGCAACGGACUCGUUUUUUGUUGGGCGAAUUUUUGGGCGGCUCCCCGCGUGUGUCGAUCUCGCGGGAGGCAAGUGUCGCAUCGCCACACACAACGCCCUCGCGGCCGCCGAAGGAGUGGGGGGCGAACCGGCAGCGCGUCUAUUACAUGGUCGAGACUGUCCUGAUGCGGUCGAACAUCGCCGACGCUGUGCUGGGCCGCCGAGUGACACAAGACGCCUCGCAAAAGGAGGUGAGCAAGGCGAAGAAACAACCACCGCCUCAUAGGUUGCCACUGCAAUUAAACGUACCAUUUUCCCUCCGGUGUGAUUUUUGUCAAAAGUUCGAUUCCCUCUGCAGCAACUGUCAUCGCAAGUGGAAAGAGAUUACCCUUAAGCGGCGGCGCAUAGUGGCGUAUCAGAGUUAUUGUAAGUUGCCAGAGGAUAGGCGAUGUGCUUUGCUUUUUAUGACGGCGGCGUUCGGUGUGGGAGAGUUUGCUGCGUUGCAGCUCGACUUCGACGGCGAGCGAUGCCUCCAGUGGCGUUCGCCGUUCUUUCCAUUGCAUAGCGACAGGGCGGAACUCCACGAGGCCUUUAACACGGCGGGAGCAGUUUAUGCCCUCCACACGGCCUUUGCAUAUGACCGCACAGAUGUGGCAUGUACGCUGCUUAGCUACCCCCGCUGCUUGCUACUGAGGUCUGAAAAUCGUCUUGACCCGCUCGAGUUCUUGCCGCAACCUCUCAGCGCCGAGUGGGAGACGAUAUUGAACGCAUCGGAUGUUUUCGUGAAUCACCUUCUCACUGGGCGCGCCAAGCAGGCCCGCCGCGUGGAAGAUUGGAACACCGCCGAUGCGUUGUACGAUGAGGUGCUCCAACGCAAGCCGGAUAGCGAGCACGCUCACAGUGGUCGGGCAAAGAUGCUGUACGACCAGGGCUACUUGACAGAUUGUAUUGAGCUGUGCGAUGCCAUGAUAUCGGGCGAGACGACGGUGGAUUGGAAUGAGGUAAGCGUGGAGACCAUUCAAGUGCUGCGUGACCUAGCGGUGGAACGAUACCACGAGUACUGCCAUAAUGUGGUGGGUGAAGGGGCGCUCAAGGCGUGCGGCUGCAUUGUUCUCGAUAGGGUGCGUGUUCCGAUUCGAAAGCUACCCUUCUCGAUUGUGAUUGAUAACAUAUUGGCUUUCUGCGAGGGUAAGACAUUGUGGAACGUGUUCAAUUGCUCGCGGAUGCCGCUAUUGCGCACGGUGGCGGAGAAACUCGCUGUUCUGCUGCCCGCACACCACCUCCAACAUCUCCUUGAAGACGAACCCGGCUUUCAUGAAAUGUCAGAGAAGAUGUUUUGCAAGCUGACAGAGAACACGAGUUCCGUGGCUGCCCCACCCGUGCGGCCACUAGGAGUCUCUGUUGCUGCCAUGGCGGAUUUCAACAUGUUUCUUGUUAGUGCGCACGCUGCUGGUGCUCCGCUGAAGUCUGUGAAGGCAGAAGUAACUUCCACCCUCUCGCUUUUCAGGUUGGGGCGCCGCUUAUCAAAAGAAAGUCGCCAGGCCUCUGCUGGGGAAAGCGAAGUUGCAAUUAGCAAACAGUAUCGUAUCCACCGAGCGAGUACGGAGGAGCCGUGGCGUGUGAAGGAGACUGGGGAGUGGGAAAUUGAUAAGCAGUCAGUGGAAGCUCUCGAGAGAUAUUUGUGCCGCAGUGAGGCCUGCUGA